AUGUCAUGCAUUUUAUGAAUUCGCAAUGAUCUAAUGGUCGGUAAAGAAUCAUGUUUAUCAAAUAUAUUCGUGUAUGAUAAAGUGUCACCGGUUUAUAAAACCAGUGAUGAAACGGUCAGCGCGCGUGAUGUGAUCAUCCAGAGCCUCUGUGCGCGCUCAUCACGUGCUUCAGCUCAGUGCAUCCAGUCCAGCCGCUCCGAGCAGAAGAAACUGUCUCACCUCACAGGAAAGGCUCGUGAAAAACCUACAAGAUUGACGUCAAAAAGAUUAAACUAUUCGGACGCGUCGAGCUGAACGCGAAGGAAUCGGAUGUGAGUGAGUGGAACUGUUUGGAAACACCUCCAGGACCAAGUGCCUUUCCUCGUCUCCGGCAGCCCGUGGGAAGUUUCUUUCCAUGUGAAAACCCUCUGACACAUAUGAUCUGCUCCGUACGCACUCAUUCUGGACCACCGGGGACACUUACAUAUCCAUAGAUUGUGUAACAACCACGAGAAGACGAGACCGGAUCGCGCAUUCGUAUAUGAACUGUGAGAUCUGGAGUGCAUGCAUAAAUGCCAAGAAACUGCAUUAGAGAGACAUCACCCAAAGAAAACGAGAUCUUUUUGUGGAAAAUGGACCCACCGAAUAAGGAGAGAAGGUCACCGGAGAAUGGCCCCAGCUCGGCUCGGCCCUGUUGCUCAAGCCUCAAGAUGUUUGUUGUUGGUUUGUUUUUUGUUUGCUUAGUUAGGGAAUUAUUUGUGAGGUAUAUGUAUGGAACAAUAACUCAGCUGGAAAGACGCUUCGACAUCCCCAGUUACUUAAUAGGUGUCAUUGAUGGCAGCUUUGAAAUAGGUAACUUGUUGGUGAUCGCCUUCGUAAGUUACUUUGGUGCCAAACUUCACCGUCCGAAGAUCAUCGCCAUCGGCUGCCUGUUGAUGUCACUUGGGACUUUUCUAAUUGCUUUGCCGCAUUUUAUAAUCGGACGCUACAAGUUUGAAACAUCGAUUCGAUCGUCAGUGAACUCGAGCAGUAACCUCUCUCCAUGUCCAGUGGGUUCUGGCGUUCUGGCCACGGCUCCCAGCACUACUGCAGGACCCAGCUCAGGUUGCGAACACGAGUCCAGGUUGUCCAUGUGGAUCUAUGUUUUCCUAGGGAAUAUCUUGCGAGGAAUCGGCGAGACCCCAGUGCAGCCUUUGGGAAUCUCGUACAUCGAUGAUCACGCUCUGGAGGAGAACGCAGCCUUCUACAUCGGAUGCGUCCAGACGAUAUCAGUCAUCGGUCCGGUGUUUGGCUACCUGCUGGGGUCCGUUUGUGCCAAGAUAUACGUGGACAUUGGAUUUGUCAACAUGGAGAGCAUUAGCAUCACCCCGGGAGAUGCACGCUGGGUAGGCGCCUGGUGGCUGGGAUACCUUAUUGCAGGACUCAUCACCCUGCUCUCGGCGGUGCCGUUUUGGUUCUUGCCCAAGUCUUUGCCCCUGCCAGAGAGACGGCUUGCCAAGUAUUCUCCAGAGCGGACCAGCUUCAUCAAAGACUCGCCCCUGCUGGAGCACAAGUACCAGGCAGACGAGCCAGCAAACUUCCUAGAAAUGGCCAAAGACUUUUUGCCAACGCUGAGAUCCCUUUUGGGGAACCCAGUCUACUUCUUGUAUCUCUGCAUCACCAUCAUCCAGUUCAACUCUUUGAUCGGUAUGGUGACAUACAAGCCAAAAUACAUCGAGCAACAUUACGGACAGUCAGCGUCCAAAGCCAACUUCUUAAUGGGAGUCAUCAACAUCCCAGCCGUGGCCUUGGGAAUGUUCUCGGGGGGUGUGAUCAUGAAGAAGUUCAAGCUGAGCAUCAUGGGAGCAGCCAAGUUUGCACUGGGAACGUCUCUCCUGGGCUACUUCCUGUCGCUUUUCUUCUUCACCAUGGGAUGUGAGAAUGCCAGUGUGGCCGGCAUCACCAGGUCAUACAAUGGGACGGAAAGUCUGUACAAAGAAGACAAAUAUCUCUUGGCGUCCUGCAACACAAUCUGUGACUGUCCCAGAAGAAACUGGGACCCCGUGUGCGGUGAGAACGGCCUCACCUACAUCUCCCCCUGCCUGGCUGGAUGCCGGACGUCCCACGGCUCUGGAAUGGACACGGUGUUCGAGCAGUGCAGUUGUGUAGCAGUCGGGAAUCAUACGGCCAGUGUGGGCCAAUGCAACAACAGAGACAGCUGCCAUCGAGUCUUCCCCUACUUCCUGGCUCUGUCUGUCAUCACUUCCUUUAUCAUCUCGCUGGGCGGAACGCCAGGAUACAUGCUGCUCAUCAGAUGCAUCAGACCUCAGCUGAAGUCUUUAGCUUUGGGUUUUCACACUUUGACGACACGCACUCUAGCUGGAAUUCCAGCUCCUAUAUACUUCGGAGCCAUCAUAGACACCACCUGUCUGAAAUGGGGUCAGAAGAAAUGCGGUGGGAGAGGAGCCUGUCGAAUCUACAACACUACUGCCUACAGGAUAGCAUAUCUGGGCCUGACGCUGGGCUUACGGACCGCUUCCUUCUUCCUGUGCUUUCUCGGUCUGGUGGUGUUACGACGGCACGUUCAGCGGCAAGAGCGCAACACGCUGGCAAACGGAGGCACGGGGGCCGCGGCCGGCGAACUGCAGGCCCUCAGGAAAGAAGAAAACAACAGCUGUAACUCGGACCAAUGCCCACAGACCGCAGAUUAUGACCCGGAGCGGGAGACGCGUCUGUGACGCCUGCGCAGGGAGCAACAGGGCCGUGACGCGCCAUCUGUUCCACACUUUCUAUCAGACUCGUGUAAAUGAUGUGAAAUAAGUUGUUUUUGAUAUAGUAGAUUUAUUUCUUGAAUGUACGUGAUGUUUUGGGUAAAAAAAAAGAAGAAGAAGAAUGUCUUACAAACUACCUAACUCAUUUGGAUUUAACAUAAAGAUGCUUUUAGAAGCGUCAGACGCCCAACUAUAUUGGAUUUCCUCUCAUUUAAGCCAUCGUUGUGCACAGGCCCUGUAAGGAUAACACCUUGUGGGCACAUGAUCACGUCCGUCGAAUCUCUCUCUUCUGCCAUACACACAGAUAGAUGCCUGAAACAGUUGACCAUGACACUGUGUGCUUAAUAUACGUAGGCCUUGUUAAGCGGGUUACAGGUUGACUAUGUUGUUGGAUAUCUCCAAUUGCGUCCCAUUUGUGUUGUCAUGAAGGAACGAAACGCUCACCAUUGUGCUUUUCAGUGUCACCUGACAGCAGUUCCUUCUGUUUAAGAAACGAGCGAGGAACGGGCCAGAACUUUGAGAACGCCGUGGGUAAGUAAUCAUCUUCAUGAUCGAUGUUGUGCAAUGUCACUGUGAGAAAUGUUGUGUGUCGUUACGUGUGAACGGGUGCAUUCCUGUGCCAAACAAAAAAACAAACAAACAAAAAAAAAAGUGCAAGAAGGCAAAGUCAACAUGGUCUAUUCUCAGGUCAUUCAAUCAAUUGUUCCUCAAAUUUGCAAAUAAUUAUUCUUUUAUAUACUUGUAUAAAUCGUUGUCUGGUUUUAGCUGGCGAAAAUGUUCCUUUGUCCUCGGCAAGAUUUGCUUAUUUCGGGCAACUGUCUUUUACCAGUAACAACCGAGCGAAGGGUUUUUAUUUGUGAAUUGUAAAGCAAAUAAAACAAGUGGCAUUUAUUACUUGCUUUUACGUUAGGGAGUACAGAAUUUUAUUUGCUGAUGUUUUUGUUUUUUUUGUAUUCUUCAAAGUGAUGUGUAAAAAAUGCAUUUAUGUGAAAUAUUAGAUACAUUCUUUUUAAAAUAAAAUGAAUGAUUUGCUACAUUUCGUGAAAAAAGAUCCACAAUCGCUUCGCUUUAAUCGUGAAAA
This is a messenger RNA of Cyprinus carpio (common carp), 3810 nucleotides long. Its product is annotated as solute carrier organic anion transporter family member 1C1-like. The transcript is spliced from 15 exons. Gene Ontology annotation, biological process: transmembrane transport; sodium-independent organic anion transport. NCBI's taxonomy places the organism in Eukaryota, Metazoa, Chordata, Actinopteri, Cypriniformes, Cyprinidae. Gene Ontology annotation, cellular component: membrane. The coding region runs from base 552 to 2696 and encodes 714 amino acids. The record is from RefSeq and is a predicted model, not a curated record. Gene Ontology annotation, molecular function: protein binding.